Messenger RNA from Epithele typhae, 555 nucleotides. RefSeq lists its product as uncharacterized. Lineage: Eukaryota; Fungi; Basidiomycota; Agaricomycetes; Polyporales; Epitheliaceae. The transcript is spliced from 3 exons. The record is from RefSeq and is a predicted model, not a curated record. Gene Ontology annotation, cellular component: Vps55/Vps68 complex; fungal-type vacuole membrane. Bases 1 to 555 code for a protein of 184 amino acids. Gene Ontology annotation, biological process: protein targeting to vacuole; late endosome to vacuole transport via multivesicular body sorting pathway.
AUGGCCCUUCCCCGCGCAAACUACGACCCACGCAGGGUCUGCAUCAACCCCUUCCCUGGCCUCACUUUGGGCAAGCACCGGAGGACCAUGGGCAUCUACAUCGCAGGCGGCCUGUUUGCGCUCGCGAACUGGACGUUCCUCGACGCCGCGAUCCUCUCCGCGCACGCGCACGCGCCGUACGGCGAGGAGCCGCGCCCGCCACCCGUGCACGUCACCUUCCUCGACUGGCUCCCCGGCAUCUGCUCCCUCCUCGGCAUGAUCGUCAUCAACCUCAUCGACAAGGACCGCGUCCAGGGCCACGAGGACUUCGGGGACAGCAGGGCGGUGUGGCGGGCCCGCCUGUUCUUGUUCCUUGGCUUCGCGCUCAUGGCAGGCGGCCUGGCGGGCAGUGUGAGCGUCCUUGUCCUGAAGUAUGUCCUCCACAACUACGAGGAGCAGUACACGUACUACGGGUACGCGAACGUGUCCCAAAACGUGGCCCUCAUGCUUUCCGCCAUCGUCCUGUGGAUCUCGCAAAGCGUCAGCACGGAGUACGAGUACACGUUGUCGAUCUGA